This is a messenger RNA of Bufo bufo (common toad), 1516 nucleotides long. Its product is annotated as tumor necrosis factor receptor superfamily member 16-like. NCBI's taxonomy places the organism in Eukaryota, Metazoa, Chordata, Amphibia, Anura, Bufonidae. Gene Ontology annotation, cellular component: cell surface; plasma membrane. The coding region runs from base 197 to 1426 and encodes 409 amino acids. The transcript has 7 exons. Gene Ontology annotation, molecular function: death receptor activity; nerve growth factor binding; coreceptor activity. The record is from RefSeq and is a predicted model, not a curated record. Gene Ontology annotation, biological process: Rho protein signal transduction.
UGCAUUCCCUUCUUCCAUGUCCUGAUGGUGAGGAGCUCAGGAGAAGGGGCAUCAGACUGGCAGCGCCCGGCAUUGGACUUCUUCUGAUACAUUGUUGCACUAUGUGGAUGGACUGAUACAAUAUUUCCAGGAGUUAUUGAGAGUCGUGUGGCCCCUGGAUCUGGCCCCCAGCUGUUGCCAUCUGUCUGGACUGAAGAUGAGGACCCUCCUGACCCUCUCCCUGCUGCUCAUCUCCAAGGUGGCUGCGGGGGACACGUGUCAGAGCGCUCGGUAUACACAGGCCGGGGGGUGCUGCUCCCUCUGCCCCCCGGGUUACGGGGUGUCCGUCCCCUGUGGAGAAUCGGAUACGGUGUGCGAGCCGUGCAGAAAAAAUUCCACCUUCUCUGAUGUGUCCAGUGCCACUGCGGGGUGCCAGCCCUGCUCCAGCUGCCAGGCUGCCAUGCAGUCAGUGCACUCCACCUGCACCCCCACACAAGACACCGCCUGCCACUGUCCUCACGGCCACUACCUCAGUGACGGCGCCUGCCUCGCCUGCCAGGUGUGCUCCAAAGGCCAUGGCGCCAAGACGCCCUGCAGCCGCACCGAGAACACGGAGUGCCAGCUCUGCCCGCCGGGCUCCUACUCCGAGGUGAAGAGCAGCGUGUCCCCCUGCCUGCCCUGCCGGACCCAGUGCCUGGAGAGCGAGGUCCAGAUCGGGGACUGCACGCCGCACCACGACUUCCUCUGUAUGAAUAAAGAUGUGCCGAUUCUGAAACGGAAGGAUGAUAACAGUACGAUGUUUACAUCACUGGAAGACAAUAAAGAUCUAUCUAUUAUGACGCGCACAGAUGGCAAUGGACACACAGAGGAGAACACGACGAUGUCCGGCUCCCCUGAGUUCAUCUCUCCAGAGGACCAUAGUAAAAACAUUAUCCCUGUCUACUGCUCCAUCUUGGCUGCUGUGGUUGUUGGGCUCAUAGGAUAUGUUGCCUUUAAGUGCUGGGUCACUUGCAAGCAGAAGAAACUCUUGGCCAAGCAAAGGGCAGGAGAACUAGCGGCAUCCGGUGAGGGCGAGAAGCUUCAUAGCGACAGUGGAGUUUUCCUAGACACGCACAGCCUACAGGAACAGAACCAACUGAACAAAGCCAAAUUGGAGCCAAAGCUUUACAUCAACCUCCCGCCGCACAAACAAGAAGAAGCGGAGCGUCUCUUGACUGACACCAGCCGCGGGAAGGACUGGCAACGACUGGCUAGCUUGCUGGGUUAUGAAGAAGACACGAUAGAUACUUUCGGUAGAGGAGAAGAUCCAGUUCAUACUCUUCUUACUGACUGGUCAUCCAAGGACAGCUCCACGCUGGAAGUGUUAUGUGCAGCCUUGGUCAACAUGGAGCGGGCCGACGUGGUGGAGACCCUGAACAGCACAGCUGAUGCCAGCUCUGUGGUGUAACCCUCAUCGUUCUUGUCCAGAGAGGACUGGAGAUUUGAUACCAAACAUAUUAGGUGGACAUUUUUAAACACAUAUGGUGAAUUUUUCACA